AUGUUUGUAAGAAGCGCUCGAGAAUCACCCUCUGUUGUGUCCACGCGAGUCUUGAGAACUCAUCGCAAGAAUUCAGUGGAAAAUUUUCGGCUACAGGAACGAGUGAAAACAAUUGACUUUGAAAGCAAGCAUAACUAUUUACAAAUCUCGGACGAGAUUGAUGGGGUUCGCCAAAAUUUAGUCAAGAUAAAAGGUGUAAAAAAGAAUGUUGGUGUUAGCGUAGAAAGGCGGAAACUAUUGCGUGAUAAGGGGCUUCGAAUUUUGCCCGUUAAGCAUAACGACAAAGACGAUUACUUCAAAGUGCGGACCCCACAAGGCAAGGACGUUAUUAUUUCUUGCUCAGAUUUUUACGAUGGAGAGACCAUGAGGAAACGCCUUAGCAUCGAUGUACAUGAAUCAGCUAGAACUCCAUGCCUUGAUGUAGAAAAUUCCGAUGGUGAAGAGCUAUUGGAUUCCGGAUUACCUGAAAGUCGAAAUCGGCGUCAUACCAUAUCUUUGGAUAGACCAUUUCGUUACAGGAACAUAACACCGCCUUUACGGCCAGGAUCUAGAAGAAACUUCAAGGACGUCGAGGAAAAAAAUUCGGAAGAUGAAGAAAAACUUCUUGAAAAACUCAGCAGCAUGGAAAGAAAAUAUGGAAUUUUAAGGCCACAGACUGCUUAUUUAAGGGAAAGAGAUCGUCAAGCUUCACCGCGUCCGAGAAGUCGCACCUGCCCGGCCGAAGUACAAUCCGGAGAAACCACCUCGGCCCCUUAUAGGAAGAUAUCCAGAAAAAAUUCAGGAAUUGUUGGAAAUACAAGAAAAAAGUCUCGUGGAAAUCCCUCUGUGGACAAUGAAACAAGCACCACAACGAAAACGACCGAAGAGCAGAUGAUGCAGGCAAAAGGCAACCAGCAGGAAGUUUGCCUGAAUACCAACGUAGUUUUGGAAGAGACUAUCCCGUUGAGUCCGAGCGUUAGACCAGGUUUAAGGGCAAGGUCGAUGACCGUGGUAUCAGGACAAUCCCACUCUGGUAUUUCGCGAACCGUUGUUGGUAUUAGAAGAAUGAGCUUGGACAGAGAUAAAUCUAUUCGUCUUCCAUCUUCCCCGUCGGCUGGUAGAUGGUUUCAGCCGGACACUCCUGAAUUUAGUCCAAUAGAUGAAGAUAAUGAGAAAGUGGAACAAAAGUUGUCUAAAUUCACCGAAAGGAAAGUUUCGUGGAAGGACAAUUUAAAUGACGAUCGCGAAAGUAGGAUUGACGAAAGCAGUCUCUUCAAUGGGUGUCCGACACCAUCAACGGAAUCUUUCGCUGUUAGAGAUGGUAGAAAGGAAAGUGUAAUGAGUACAAAAAGUCGAACAAGUUGCGAUGUACGCGCGCAAAGUGCGCCUCAUUCGCAUUUAUCUUCCAGAAAAGUAUCCAGACGAUCCAGUCAUAAUUUUGCGUACGACGCACAACCCGACAAGGCUCUGACCAAAGGCUACGUCACCAUGCAAAUGACUAUUGGCAAUAAACAGGUCAAAGUGUAUGUACCUAAGUUCUCUACUGAUUGUUUGGAUGAUGUUGUCGAGAGAGCUCGAGCAAAAUCAGCUAUAAAAGCUGUAGGUAAUCAGGGCCGACCGUUGAAAAAUAGGAGAUAACCUAUACGCCAGGUUCGGACGUGGAUUUACCAGAGCGAGACACCACACUACAAAACUCUAUGAUUUCUUUAACAUAUAGCUCUAAUGGAUGACAUUAUUGAAAACCGUUACCAAUAGUGUAAUUGACUUAAUGAAAUAUUAAAGCACCUUUAUACGAGUUUAACAUUGUGUAUGUGUUUUUUAAUGAAAACAUUUCAUUCAGUUGGAUUAAAGUAAAAUAAGACUUCACCGAGGUGAGUGGCCUGAAUUUCAGCUUCCUCCUCCUCCUCCGCUCGUUAAGUCAGCCUGCGNGAUGGUUUCAGCCGGACACUCCUGAAUUUAGUCCAAUAGAUGAAGAUAAUGAGAAAGUGGAACAAAAGUUGUCUAAAUUCACCGAAAGGAAAGUUUCGUGGAAGGACAAUUUAAAUGACGAUCGCGAAAGUAGGAUUGACGAAAGCAGUCUCUUCAAUGGGUGUCCGACACCAUCAACGGAAUCUUUCGCUGUUAGAGAUGGUAGAAAGGAAAGUGUAAUGAGUACAAAAAGUCGAACAAGUUGCGAUGUACGCGCGCAAAGUGCGCCUCAUUCGCAUUUAUCUUCCAGAAAAGUAUCCAGACGAUCCAGUCAUAAUUUUGCGUACGACGCACAACCCGACAAGGCUCUGACCAAAGGCUACGUCACCAUGCAAAUGACUAUUGGCAAUAAACAAGUCAAAGUGUAUGUACCUAAGUUCUCUACUGAUUGUUUGGAUGAUGUUGUCGAGAGAGCUCGAGCAAAAUCAGCUGUAAAAGCUGUAGGUAAUCAGGGCCGACCGUUGAAAAAUAGGAGAUAA
This is a messenger RNA of Porites evermanni, 2426 nucleotides long. The record is from the annotation of a GenBank genome assembly. NCBI's taxonomy places the organism in Eukaryota, Metazoa, Cnidaria, Anthozoa, Scleractinia, Poritidae.